This is a messenger RNA of Hemicordylus capensis (graceful crag lizard), 9389 nucleotides long. RefSeq names its product DENN domain containing 5B (gene DENND5B). The record is from RefSeq and is a predicted model, not a curated record. The transcript has 24 exons. NCBI's taxonomy places the organism in Eukaryota, Metazoa, Chordata, Lepidosauria, Squamata, Cordylidae. The coding region runs from base 380 to 4462 and encodes 1360 amino acids. Gene Ontology annotation, molecular function: small GTPase binding; guanyl-nucleotide exchange factor activity.
UUUAAAUGUCCCGCCGAGGAGGCGGGGCGGAAGCGGGCCGGUGUCCUCCUUUCCCCUCCCGCCGCGCUGGUUGGCGGCUGCUUGGCAGGAGAAGGAGGCGGGACGGAGCCUAGCUGGGCUCGAGCGGCGGCUGCAGCCUCAGCUGACCGAGGAGCGCUACCGUUGCUGUUGCGGCCGCCGCCGCCGCCACCACCGUCAGCGCCGCGGCCGUGCGCCCUGCGGAGGGGAGGCCGCCACCCGGGCGGGCUUGCGCCAUGGAAGGAGCGCGGCUGUUGCCUUAACGGCGCGCCGGCGGGCUGCCGCCGUGGUGGUGGCCGGCAGGAGGAAGCUCUCAAGGCAGAGAACAGGAGCCUGGCUGGCGGCCGGAGGAGCAGGAGGGAUGAGCGGCAGCGCUGCGCCCCCCGGGCCCGGCUCGGGCUCAGCCCCCUGCCGCUUCGCUCACUACUUCGUGCUGUGCGGGAUCGAUGCAGACAGCGGGCUGGAGCCCGACGAACUGGCAGUCUUAUACCAGUGGCUAGAAGCAGAUCGCCAUGGCAAGAGCUCAGAUACUGCAAACAGAACAUCAGGAGAAAACUUUGACCAGAGCCCCUUGAGAAGAACUUUCAAGUCGAAGGUCUUGGCACACUAUCCCCAGAAUAUAGAAUGGAACCCCUUUGAUCAAGAUGCAGUCAACAUGUUAUGCAUGCCCAAAGGGCUGUCCUUCAGGACUCAAACGGAUAACAGAGACCCCCAGUUCCACUCCUUCAUUAUUACCCGGGAAGAUGGUUCUCGCACUUACGGGUUUGUGCUCACCUUCUAUGAGGAGGUCACGAGCAAGCAAAUCUGCACGGCCAUGCAGACGCUCUACCAAAUGCACAACGCGGAGCAGAGCGGCAGCGUCUGCGCCUCGUCAUCGUGCAGCAUGGACUCCCUGGCCAGCAGCCUUGACGACGGCGACUCCACCUCACUGGCCAAGAUGCAGCGCUACAACUCCUAUGACAUCAACAGGGACACGCUCUACGUCUCCAAGUGUAUUUGCCUCAUUGCUCCCUUGCCCUUCAUGCAAGCCUGCAAGAAGUUCCUUGUCCAACUUUACAAGGCGGUCACGUCUCAGCAACCCCCACCUUUGCCCCUGGAGAGCUAUAUCCAUAACGUUCUUUACGAAGUGCCCCUUCCGCCCCCAGGGAGGUCACUAAAAUUCUAUGGAGUGUAUGAGCCUAUUGUUUGCCAGAGACCCGGCCCUAAUGAACUUCCGCUGUCUGACUACCCUCUCCGGGAGGCCUUCGAAUUGCUGGGCUUAGAGAACCUCGUCCAGGUUUUUACGUGUGUUCUCCUAGAAAUGCAGAUUCUUCUUUAUUCUCAAGACUACCAGCGCCUGAUGACAGUCGCAGAAGGGAUCACCACGCUGCUGUUUCCAUUUCAGUGGCAGCAUGUAUACGUCCCCAUCCUCCCUGCCUCUCUCCUACAUUUCCUUGAUGCUCCAGUACCUUACUUGAUGGGCCUGCAGUCCAAGGAGGGAACGGACCGUUCCAAACUGGAACUUCCCCAAGAGGCUAACCUCUGCUUUGUGGAUAUCGAUAACCACUUUAUCGAGCUACCAGAGGAACUUCCUCAGUUUCCCAACAAGCUAGAUUUCAUCCAAGAAAUCUCUGAAGUUCUCCUUCAGUUUGGAAUUCCCCUGGAGGGUACCUUCCAUUGUAGCGAGAGUGCCACCAAGCUGAAGAACCUGGUCCUUAAUGACUUGGCCAAUGACAAGAAGAACGGGAAUAUCCCUAGCAACACCAUCAAUAUGUAUGAGCUGCUUAAAGGCAAUGAAACCAUCGCCCGCCUCCAUGCUUUGGCAAAGAGGACAGGGGUGGCCGUGGAUAAAAUGAGUAUUACCACUUCUCUGGCAGAAAAGGAAAGAGAUGUUAAGCUUCAGUACGAAGAAGGCGAGCUGAGGGACUACAAGCUCAACGUGCAGCUUCGGGAGGUCUUUGCCAACCGCUUCACGCAGAUGUUUUCCGAUUACGAGGCUUUCGUCAUUCAAGCGGCACAAGACAGGGAAUCGUGGCUGACAAACAGGGAACAGAUGCAGAACUUUGACAAAGCUUCAUUCCUUUCUGACCAGCCUGAACCUUACCUUCCAUUCCUCUCACACUUCAUUGAAACCCAAAUGUUUGCAACGUUUAUUGACAAUAAAAUCAUGUCCCAGUGGGAAGAAAAGGAUCCAUUUCUGCGAGUGUUUGACUCCCGGAUUGAGAAGAUAAGGCUAUAUAACGUCAGGGUUCCUGCGUUAAGAACAUCUAUAUAUCAGAAGUGCAGCACAUUAAAAGAAGCAGAUCAGUUCUCGCUCCGAAGACUAGUUUCAAUUGAUAUUGUGGCACCGGAACCCCACCUUCUCAGUCUUGAAAGGCAGCAAGUUGACUCUCAGGCCAUCGAACAGCGGCUGAUGAAGAUAGAUCACACUGCAAUUCAUCCACACUUACUUGAUAUGAAGAUAGGUCAAGGCAAAUAUGAACAAGGCUUCUUUCCCAAGCUUCAGUCAGAUGUAUUGGCAACUGGGCCUACUAACAACAACCGAUGGAUUAGUCGAAGCGCCACGGCACAGCGCAGGAAAGAUCGCCUCCGACAACAUUCAGAGCAUAUUGGUCUGGACAAUGACUUAAGAGAGCCACCAGAGGAGUUCUUGAUCCGUCAGAAUUCAAUGGCAUUCUGGGAGUGGGAUCAGGGCCCACCCCUUCCUGCACGACCACCUAAAAAAUCAUUCUCUGAAUGUUGCCUGAAAUACAUGCAAGAAGCAAGGACCUUGGGGAAAAAUUUGAGGCAGCCCAAACUCUCAGAUCUCUCUCCAGCUGUAAUUGCUCAGACAAACUGGAAAUUUGUAGAAGGUUUACUCAAAGAAUGUCGGAUGAAGACCAAACGUAUGCUGGUAGAGAAGAUGGGCCAUGAAGCAGUGGAGCUGGGACAUGGAGAGGCCAAUAUAACGGGUCUGGAAGAGAAUACGUUGAUCGCUAGUCUUUGUGACUUGCUGGAAAGAAUUUGGAGCCAUGGACUCCUGGUCAAACAGGGAAAAUCUGCUUUGUGGUCCCAUUUAAUUCAGUACCAGGAAAGAGAAGAGAAGCAGGAGCAUCUUGCAGAAUCACCAGUUGCUAUUGGUUCAGAAAGAAGAAAGUCUGAUACACUGCUUAUGUUGCCAACUCUGAGAGUCUCACUUAUCAGUGAUAUGAGGCACAUUCAGAACAUGAGUGAAAUAAAGACCGAUGUGGGUCGUGCCCGAGCCUGGAUAAGGCUAUCCCUGGAAAAGAAACUCUUGUCCCAGCAUCUGAAGCAGCUUCUUUCCAACCAAGCACUGGCAAAGAAACUGUACAAGCGUUAUGCUUUUCUGCGCUGUGAAGAAGAACGAGAACAGUUUCUCUAUCACCUCCUCUCACUCAAUGCUGUGAAUUACUUCUGCUUCACAAGUGUCUUCACCACCAUCAUGAUUCCAUAUAGGACAGUGAUAAUCCCUAUUAAAAAGCUAAGUAAUGCAAUCACCACAUCAAACCCAUGGAUUUGUGUUUCGGGAGAACUGGGAGAUACUGGAAUACUUCAAAUUCCAAAGAACCUUCUAGAAAUGACAUUUGAGUGUCAGAACUUGGGAAAGUUAACUACUGUUCAAAUAGGGCAUGACAACUCAGGACUGUUGGCUAAAUGGCUGGUAGAUUGUGUCAUGGUCAGAAAUGAAAUCACGGGGCACACCUACAAGUUCCCAUGUGGACGGUGGCUGGGAAAGGGUGUUGAUGAUGGCAGCCUGGAGAGAAUUCUUAUUGGAGAGUUGGUUUCAUCAUCAUCUGAUGAAGAUCUAGGGAAGCAGUGCCGAACCCCACCUCAACAAAAAUCCCCAACUUCGGCUCGGAGACUGAGUAUAACUUCCUUAACAGGGAAAAAUACAAAGCCCAGUGCAGGACAGAUCCAAGAGGGAAUUGGGGAAGCUGUGAACAACAUUGUGAAGCACUUUCACAAGCCAGAAAAGGAGAGAGGAAGCCUUACUGUCCUCUUGUGUGGAGAAAAUGGCCUGGUUGUGGCCCUGGAGCAGGUCUUCCACCAUGGAUUCAAAUCUGUUCGUAUUUUCCAUAAGAAUGUCUUCAUCUGGGACUUCAUAGAAAAAGUCGUUGCCUAUUUUGAGGCCACUGACCAGAUUGGGGACAAUGAAGAGGAUGUUCUUCUUCAGAAAUCUUCCUACAAAACGUUCUGCCACUAUGUAAAUGCCAUCAACACGGCUCCUCGGAACAUAGGAAAGGAUGGCAAAUUCCAGAUUCUAGUUUGCCUUGGAACACGGGAUCACUUGCUCCCACAGUGGAUUCCUUUACUGGCAGAGUGCCCAUCCAUCACCCGGAUGUACGAAGAGAAUGCUCUCUUGCGUGACCGCAUGACAGUCAACUCCCUCAUUAGAGUGCUACAGACAUUGCAGGACUUCACCAUCAUUUUGGAAGGGUCACUCAUUAAAGGGGUGGACGUGUAGCAUGGCUUUGCAGACAACUCCUCAGUCCUCUCCCAGGCAAACAGAAAAGUAUCAAGUCUGGGAGGGGGCAAAGCUAUUAAACCGCAAACGCUACUGGUAGUGCCCCACUGUAUGUUAAAACCAGUUUAUUGGGAGGUGGGGGGGGGGAACCGUCACUCUCUCGCCUCCUUACUGGUCUGCCCUAAAGCUGCAAACUAGCUGAGCUGCAGUAUUGUAGUUUUCAAAACAGAGGUUUAGUAUAAAAUAGAGUAUUUUCGUGUGUUCAUUGUGUGUAAAUAGGCUAUCUUCUUAUAGGAAUAUUACCAAUAAGAAACCUUUUUCUUAGAAGCAGUGUUCUUGGGUUCAGUGGAGGGAAAUGUAGCUUAAAACAAACUUUAUAGGGUCAGGGGAGGGAGGGGGGAGCAUUAUAAUGCGGAAAAGCCACGCAGUGUGUAAAUAUUGUACAAACGCAGCGUGGGCUUUUCCGUGUAUUGCAGAGGAACACAUGAAGACUCUCUAGGUAGCCAUUGCUGUACUUUUUGUGAAUGUAUACUGUUUGCUCUACUCCCUGUAUGCGUCGGUCUCUCGAUAUACUGUUUUGAUCCAAACCUUUUCUUCAUGUGCAUCCAACAAGCUGUGAGUCAUAGGACUCUAGGUCUUCUCCGUGACUUUUUCACUCAGUGCAAGUGGUGGAAAGAAAACGUUUUCACACUGGAUCUGAGGAAUGCAUGAGCUUCAAACAGAAACCCACCAGGGUCUGUUGAAGGAACUGUGCUACAACUGGAUGGUACAGAGAGAAACUACUAUAUCUGGAACAGUCAACUAAACCCUCAGCUCUACUUCCUUCCCUUUCCUCCUCUUUGGGGCAUUUGUAGUGUGGGGGUGUCAUCUGCGGUAUUUCAGGAAGCUUUCUUUAGCACCUGGAGGAAGCUGGCUUCUGCAAGACAAGAUGAUCUUUCUUACGAGCAAGUGAGCCAGAAUCCUAGGGCUGCCCAGUUGCUGCAGAUAGUUUGAAAUGUCAAAAAAUGACUGGCCAUCGCCUUGUCUUCCCACAUCCGGGACAACAAGGGGUUGGUCUAUACCAGUGGUAAGCAAUAUGUGGCUCUCCAGAUGUUGCUGAACUACAACUCCCAUCACCCCUAGCCACAAUUUAUUACAGCUAGGAGUGAUGGGAGUUGUCGUUCAUGUUGCCGACCCCUGAUCUAUACAUUUGCCCUUAAUGGGAAACUACUGCCAUUUGGUGACUUCUCCAUGUCCCAACUGUGAUGUUUAGCUUGGCUUGUAAUUUGGCAGUCCUCUACAUGAUCAAGAAGGGUCCACAUGGCAACCUGCACUAGGCUUGCACCCAGGAUGUGGAGAGUCACUACUUGAGUUAUCUCAGGCCUCCCAUGGACUGAGAUAAAGACCCACCCCCCUCAGGCCCUGAUUCUUCAGGUCCUUAAGGUACUUUAGCAGUGCGGGAGCUACUUCAGUGUUGCUCCGUUCCCACUCCAGUAACAUAGGAACCCUGUAGUAAUGUGCGUAUGUAAGGGAGUUGACAUGACUACCCAACAUCACACUUCCCAUUCCAGGAGCCGUGUUAAUGCUGGUGUGGGAAGUAGCUGCAUUACAGCUCUUCUCAUUUGACUCAGCAUUCCUGUGUUACCAGAGUAGCAUGCGGAAGAAUCUCACUGCAGCAGCAGCAGAUAAGCUGCUGAUGUGAUAUUGGAAGUUGCCCUUAGGAUCCUCUUCGGUUUUGUUAGUUUUGGAAAGGGGGUGAAGCAGAAGAAAUCCAAAUCUAGAGCCUGUUCUGCCCAGAGAAUAGAUUCAAUAUUUUGAGUAGUGGCAACACAGCUGCUGUAAGCAAGUGUUUAGUUAACCUAGGCCAAUGUGAGCACUCUUAUGCAAAAAUUAAUACUAGAUAGUGAAGCAGCAUGGAUGAAUAUCCAGCAUGUAUCAUUCCAUAUUUUUCCUGUUGAUACAAGACAUGCUUCAUCUUUUGGAAACUUGGCUUGAAAAGUAGGUCUUAUUCUUCUGAUCAGUAGCAAAAAAUAAAUAAAAAUCACAGUAUUCAUCAUAUGUGACAAUAGUCUACUUGCAGAAUAAAUUGAUAUUGCAUUUUGAGUGUAUUACAGAUGCCUACUUUCAUUGGUGCUUAUUCUCCCUUCCCAAUAUAGUGGUAGAUUUUGAGAGAAAGAGGGCUCCUUAGGGCUGAAGCACAUAAUUACAAGUGAGAGUGGCUAUACAAGGCAAGAUACAAAUGUGUUGGGGAAACGAUAUCAAAAAGAGCAUUACAGGAGACAUAGGAUUUAUUUCAACAAUCAGUGAUUCUUGUGCAGCAUACUGACAAUGGACUCGUUCUUUGGAUGUAUACUAAGGGUGAAACUAUGUGCUGAUUGAUAGACAUUGAAUUCUUAACCCUAUGUUUGCUAUCAGUGUGGGAAGUGGAGAGAGGAGGGUGUACUUCUAAGGGAGGGGUUUGCCAAGUCUGAAAUACUUUUUCCCACUUGAGCAGGGAAAGAGUUAGAAAGGGAAAGGGAAAGGGUGGAAAGCAGGUCAAGUGCACACUACUCUGCUGAUUUGCACUUUGGCUGCAAUCACAGGUUCGGGAAUCUUGUGUUUGCCCACAAAAUGUGUCAUUGAGUCUCAAAGCUAUGCAUUUACUUUGUUGCUGCUGAUUAUUUGGGACCCCCUUUUCAUCAGAAGAGGGGAUCUAAAUCGGUAUAAAUAGGGAAUGAACAAAAGAACCUAAAGUCAACAAGUGGUAUGCAAACAUAGGAUAUUUUUCUCUUCUUGAAGAAUUGGAUGUUACCCUUUUGCCACAAUAUUUGUCAAAAUAGCAUGUGAAACCCCACUGCCUAGUUUUAUCAAAUCCACCUGCCCCUCCAAAAAAAAAAAAAAAACCUUUGGCAAAAUGCAUGUGUAAAGUCCAUUGGGAAACCUUAUCUGAAUUUCUAAAUACACCAUUGGGUGAACAGCAUUGCUCCAAUAAAUCACUUUUUUACACCUCCAAACAAAACCAGCUGCCCAUUUACACCUAAUAGCAUAACUACCUCAAUUGUUAUGAGUCAGCCCAGAGAAUCCUCAUCCUGUGUUGGAGGGCUUGAUUCUAUGAGGUCUGAAACUAUUCUAAACAUUUUCAGAGAGCUAACUGUAUUCAGGAUUAAUGCACACCACCAGUUAAAGCUGUCAAAAAGGAGACAUGGAGGAAUUACUUGAAUUUUUAUCCUUCUCCACUUACUCUUCAACUUUACAAAACACAGACAUAGUUAAUUAAUUUAAAACUUGCUUUCAGAUGUUCAGAUUUUUUCAAUUAAUAGAGAUGCUUUUCUCCUUUUGCAAGAGAUCCAGUUAACUAUCUUUUUGUUUGUUUUUAUUUAUUAUUUUUCAAGACACGCACUGCAGAUUGUUUCUAGUUGUCUUGUAUUCUGUAGGCAAUUAAUACUUCUGAAAUUUUCUCUGAGGCAGAAGAAAGACUUCAAAAAAAGGAAUAUGGAUCAGGAAUAGUAAAAUAAAAAGAUUAUCAAAAAUUCAUAGAUGUUGGGAAAAAAAUUUUUAACUUCAUUACAUGAAACUAGAAGCAAGAUGAUGCUUGGAUGACUACCUUAAUUCUAAAAGAAUUUGAGACAAAUUUGAUACCUUGAUUCCUGAACUAUCUUGCCUUGUGUCUACUACGGAUCUUGAGGCUUAUUUCAUGGUGUUGGAGAAGAACCAUUUAUCCAGAUUAACAGUAAGAAACCUAUUAAAGCCUGUAUGGCUGAAAUUCAAAAUAGGUUUUUGCCCACCACCACUAGCAUGUGGUGUUAGACGUCUGUUCCUGGCAGUGUAAUUUCUUUCUAUAAAGCAUUAAUUCAUUUUGCCAUCUCUUUGUGUUUCACACCAUAUGAAUGAUGUGCAAGAAACACUGUAUGUGUGUCUCUUUCCUUUUAGGCAAUAAAGCACUGUAGAAUUGUGUAGUAGUAUAAAAACCUCAAGGUAUUUUUGAAGCAUGAGACUGGUCGAUUUUGUGUAUUUGACAACUUUGGGAGUGCUGUUCUUUGUAAUGUUUAUUUUAUUCCUAUUAUGUGCAACUUUUUUUUCCGUUGAUGACUUUCUGAUGACUGGAAAUUAAGGGUGUGUUCUGUUAAGCUUACAAAAACCAUUCUAGCCCCUUGGAAGGAAAAGGAUUUCUUUCUUUGAAAGUAAUACAUCCUUUAGACAUCAGUAUUAAUGAGCCUUUAUUGGUUCAAAAAAUUGCAUUUGUAAGAAGACCAAAGCUUUCAGCUAACCUUCUCUCACAAACUAAACAUUUUAUUCAUGAACUCUGGCUCUCAAAAUAUUCAACAUGCUUGUAUAGCAUUGCAAUUUGCUAUACUAACGCAGUAAGACAAAUUGAAGGGACAAAAUAUAAUUAUAAAGUGGAUCAAUCUAUAAAUAACUAUAAGUUUCUGAAGCAAACCAGAAUAUGGUGUUUUUCAGUGUUGGUGGGGGGGGGGACUCCACCACUUUGUGUUCUGAUAUUUUUGCAGCCCAUUUACUUGGAAGUAAAUCUCAUUGUGUUUCGUGGGAUUCACUUAUGAGUAAACAUGUUUGGGACUGGGCUGUUAGCUAUAUUUUUGUGUUUUGUUUGAGGGGUGCUGCAGAAUCCUCGUUACUUUCUGAUCCCUCAUUCCUAGUCAAGUGAGGGUGUAUAUCUUAAGUUGUAUGUUACACUUGAAAUGUACAAAUAAACCUGGCAUAAUUUAAAUAACUCCCCUUCCCUUAUAUUAAGUAUCUUCAGGUUAUGUUGCUAUUUUAUCUUUACAUUUAUUAGUAAAUUAAUCAGGACUGGAUAAUGUUCAGGAAGUGAAUAUUGGUAAAAGUAUUGUUAUAUCAAGCACUUUAGCAUACAUAUCACAAACUGACGUGGGUUUUUUUCAGGGUUUGGACUACAAUUAAAUGCAGCUUUUCAUGCAAUGGUAUUUGCAAAUAAAACUGUGAGAAUAACAAA